AUGUCUUCCGCCAUCACCCCUACUCGUCGAACAGGCGACAAAAAGCCGGGUGCGUGCCGCGCAGAGAACAACAAAAUAUACGCCCAUCCCCUACCGCUCACCUUCACUCGCCACAAUGCUCCAAAUCCCAGCCAAUAUGUCUUGGGUCUGUUCGGAUUAUGGAGAGCUGACCUCCUCAACCCGCGUUGUGUCGGCGUUUUUGACCCAGUAACGUGCUCCGUAUGGGUAUCCAAUACUCGGGACUCCACGAUCCUCUGGAGGCGAGGAUUCUUCGGCAAAGGAGACCUCUCGCGCAGUGAGCCAUCUUGGCGGACAAGGCAGUUUAAUGCCAGAAAGGCUGCAGGGAAAUACAUGACUUCGGAGGAAAUCAGGGAGAAGCGCAGGGCCGAACGCAAGCAAUUUAAACUCGACCGAGCUGCAGCUAUCGCACGAGCAGCCGAGGAAGCUGAAGUUGCCUUUGUGGAAGGGCGGCAGGCCCCUGCUGCCUUCAUUCCAUCGGGAGCUACUUGGAAACCACCGCAGCCAUCUGCAGAAGGCGAGAAAAUAAGUCCUCCUUCGCCUGCACUCGGCCACGGUACGGAUACUGAAGAGGACUCACUGGACGACAUUGAACAUCUCCAACUCACUCUGCAAGAGGCAUUUUUUCUUGCGUGGAGUUUGGAUUGCCUGACUGUGCUCAAUCCUGUCACGAUGGAGCCGAUGAGUCUCCAGAAAAUCUGGGAUGACUUCCAGAGAGCGCAAUCUCACCACCAUACACAACCGCCAGACACGAUCAUACGUCACUUAAGUCGAUUUGACAAUCCCUUCCUUGUUUUUUAUGCGGCUUACCACUACUAUCGUUCCUUGGGAUGGGUGGUCAAGGGAGGUGUCAAAUUCUGUGUGGAUUAUCUCCUAUACAAGCGAGGACCCGUCUUCCAUCACGCUGAAUUUGCUGUGGUGGUACUCCCCGUAUACGAGGAUUUAGCAGAUAGAGAGACGUCACCCUUGUCGCCAUUUUCCUGGGCGUGGUUGAGUACAAUCAAUCGUGUGAAUUCGCAAGUACAGAAGACACUUAUUCUGGCAUAUGUGACGAUACCUGCGCAAUCGAAGUGCUCAUCCGAUUUGCUUGCAUCACCUGCAUGUCUCGCGCAAUACACUGUUCGCGAGGUGGUCGUGCGGAGAUUCAUACCAGCUCGCAUGCGCGAUUGA
Messenger RNA from Sparassis crispa, 1188 nucleotides. Its product is annotated as Probable tRNA-splicing endonuclease subunit. Lineage: Eukaryota; Fungi; Basidiomycota; Agaricomycetes; Polyporales; Sparassidaceae. Gene Ontology annotation, molecular function: tRNA-intron lyase activity; nucleic acid binding. Gene Ontology annotation, cellular component: tRNA-intron endonuclease complex. The transcript is spliced from 5 exons. Gene Ontology annotation, biological process: tRNA-type intron splice site recognition and cleavage; tRNA splicing, via endonucleolytic cleavage and ligation. Bases 1 to 1188 code for a protein of 395 amino acids. The record is from RefSeq and is a predicted model, not a curated record.